AUGGCCAGCGUCGCCCUCGCUCGCGCCUACCAACAGUCCUUCGAACAUCACCCGUACAUCACCCUCGCUUUCACCAACGGCAUCCUUAACGCCCUAGGAGACGCUGUCGCACAACUCACGCAGAGAUUGACCAAUGAACGCCCGGCCAACCGCAGAUACAGCGACACUCAAUAUGACUUGCUCAGAACGGCCCGCUUCUUUGUCUUUGGGUUCGGAAUGGGCCCAUUAAUCGGUCGCUGGAACCUCUUGCUCGAACAGCACUUUCCCUUGCGCACACUAGGGGGUUCCAAAGGAAAAGUUAGUCUCAAAGCCCUCGCCCGUCGAGUAGGCGCUGAUCAGCUCUUCAUGGCACCUAUUGGGCUUGGACUCUUCAUCGGUUCCAUGGGCGCAAUGGAGGGACGAGAUGCCAACCAUAUCGCAGGACGGUUCAAAGACAUAUAUAAGCCAGCUCUCAUUGCGAACUGGCAGGUAUGGCCUCUCGCUCAGCUGGUGAACUUCCGCUUCAUGCCUCUACCCUAUCGAGUGCCGUUCCAGUCCACAUGCGGAGUCUUCUGGACGUUGUACUUGUCUCGGCUCAACGCCCAGGAGUCUGAAGCUCAAGAGAGGCGAGACGCUAUGCAGCGUAAUCCCCUCAAACGCAUCACCCUGUCGUGA
This is a messenger RNA of Epithele typhae, 654 nucleotides long. RefSeq lists its product as uncharacterized. Gene Ontology annotation, cellular component: cytoplasm; membrane. Lineage: Eukaryota; Fungi; Basidiomycota; Agaricomycetes; Polyporales; Epitheliaceae. Bases 1 to 654 code for a protein of 217 amino acids. The transcript has 7 exons. The record is from RefSeq and is a predicted model, not a curated record.